Humulus lupulus (European hop) is the source of this 916-nucleotide messenger RNA. RefSeq names its product probable DNA helicase MCM9. Gene Ontology annotation, cellular component: nucleus; MCM complex. The transcript has 8 exons. The coding region runs from base 313 to 672 and encodes 119 amino acids. Gene Ontology annotation, biological process: double-strand break repair via homologous recombination. Gene Ontology annotation, molecular function: single-stranded DNA binding; ATP binding; single-stranded DNA helicase activity. NCBI's taxonomy places the organism in Eukaryota, Viridiplantae, Streptophyta, Magnoliopsida, Rosales, Cannabaceae. The record is from RefSeq and is a predicted model, not a curated record.
UGUGGUGGCACAAAAUUCAAAUAAUUAGAAGGUUCGAUAACAUGCCAUGAUUAUCAAGAAAUCAAAAUUCAAGAAAGUACACAUGUAUUAGGGGUCGGGGCUAUUCCUCGUUCAAUACUCGUCAUUCUAAAAGAUGAUCUUGUUGAUGUUGUUAAAGCAGGAGAUGACGUUAUAGUCACUAGGGUCUUAACUGCAAGGUGGUUGCCUGACUUAAAAGAUGUUCGUUGCGACCUUGAUCCUGUGUUGAUUGCUAAUCAUGUGAGGAGAACAAAUGAGCUGAAAUUGGAUAUUACUAUUCCUCAUGAUGUCAUUAUGAAAUUCAAUCAAUUUUGGAACGAGUUUAAGGAUACCCCUUUGAAAGGGAGAAAUGCAAUAUUACAAGGUGUUUGUCCACAAAUUUUUGGACUCUUCACUGUAAAGCUUGCAGUUGCAUUAACACUUAUUGGAGGUGUGCAACAUGUUGAUGCUUCUGGAACCAAGGUUGGGGAUCGAAUUGGCAAGGAGCAUUGCAAAGGUAAUUUGCAAGAGUUGUUAAACCCAGACAAAAAACAAGAUUUUAGUAAGAGAACAACAUCAAAUACAAAUUCAUUGGAGAUGGAUAAAAGUUGGAUCCAUCUUAAUAGAGUAACGGUGGAAUAUGAGCAAAAAGCUAGAGAGUUUGCACUUGCUUGACUGGGCAGAUGCAAUUGUUGCUGAAGGUCGUUGGGAUUCUAGUGAUCCAAAUAUAACUAUACAUGGAAAGCCUCUUGGACCAGAAUUUAUGCGAGUAUGGGUUGAUGUUACUAUUGUACCAGAGUCUUACUUAUUUCGUCCUAAUCAUGCGAUGCUUACAAUACAAGAAGCAGUUGGUUCCACAGUUGCAUGGCCUUCUAAAAAAGUUAUUCCAAGAGGUACAUUUUCAUACUCAAAAAAUAAC